Neoarthrinium moseri is the source of this 282-nucleotide messenger RNA. RefSeq lists its product as uncharacterized. The transcript has a single exon. The coding region runs from base 1 to 282 and encodes 93 amino acids. Lineage: Eukaryota; Fungi; Ascomycota; Sordariomycetes; Amphisphaeriales; Apiosporaceae. The record is from RefSeq and is a predicted model, not a curated record.
AUGCAGUUCUCUACCACCUUCUUUUCCCUUUUAUCCGUCGUUAGCUCCGCCCUGGCUGCUCCCGCCAUGAGCACUUUUGCUGACGUCGAGGUUGUUGCGGAUAAGCGCUCCGUCAGCGGCUGGUGUGGUGUACACGCCAACAUCAACAUAGUAGUCGGCAGCAGCAAGAAGGUGACCGUCAAGGUCUAUGACGCCAAACAGUUCCUCCUCGCCCAGCUGCAAAGCCUGGGCAUCAUCAAGGUUGCAAACUGCUGGGCCAUAUUACAUGGACUGCACAGAUGA